This is a messenger RNA of Penaeus vannamei (Pacific white shrimp), 4281 nucleotides long. Lineage: Eukaryota; Metazoa; Arthropoda; Malacostraca; Decapoda; Penaeidae. The record is from RefSeq and is a predicted model, not a curated record.
UCGGCAUGUAUGGAAAGUCGAGAGUUGGCGCAUAUUGUCAUGCAUCCCACGCCUGUUGUCUGAGGAGAGCCGCGUCGGUUUGGCCAUUGCCUCGUGUGCUGCUUGGCUCACUCUCCCUUUUGUCUCCUCCCUCAGGUAUUGGCAUCGACGACACCUUCGUGAUGCUGGCGGCCUGGAGGAGGACCCGCCUGCAGGACUCGGUGACGGACCGGAUGGCGAAGACCUUUGCCGACGCCGCCGUCAGUAUCACCAUCACCUCCCUGACGGACAUGAUCUCCUUCUUCAUCGGCGCCAUCACGCCCUUCCCCUGCGUCCAGGUCUUCUGCCUCUACACGGGCACGGCCGUUGUGGUGACGUACCUGUGGCACAUCACCUUCUUCGGCGGCUGCAUGGCACUCUCCGGGUACAUGGAAAAGGGGCAGCGUCAUGGAGUCUUCUGCCACAAAAUCAAGGCCAAGUCGGAGUCUGAGAACGAGAGCUGCGGCUACCGGUUCUUCUGCACGGGCGGCAUCACCGAGGCCGACCCCUGGAACCCGAAGGACAACAUGGAGCACUCCCUUAUGCUGUUCUUCAAGAACUACGUCGCCAGGUUCCUCAACAUCCCGGCCAUCAAGGCGCUCGUCGUGAUGGUGUUCCUGAUGUACUUGUUGGUGGCCUGUUGGGGCUGCACGAUGGUCAAGGAAGGCCUGGAGCGACGCCGUUUGUCCCGCUACGAUUCGUACUCGGUGGAAUUCUACGACUUGGAGGACAUGUACUUCCGAGAAUAUCCUUAUCGAAUUCAGGUUGUGAUCACUGGCGACGUGAACUACAGUGACCCGAUCGUCCAGGAACAGCUGAUGGAUCUGCACCAAGAGUUCGAGAACCUAACUUACGUGGCGGGAGCUCUGUACACCGAGUCCUGGCUCAGGGCCUGGCUCGGCUUCCUCGACAGGAAUCAAGAAUUCCUGGAACUGAAUGUCACAACAGAAGAGGACUUCAUUGCCAAUCUUCGAGAGAUCUACUUAUCGGGUCCAGCCAAUGCCUUCGCGCAAGAUGUGGCGUUCAACGAAGACUACACUCGGAUCAAGGCUUCCAGGUUCAUUAUCCAGACGCACAAGAUUUUAGAUGCUAAUGAUGACAAAGACAUGAUGGAAAAGCUGCGACAGGUGGCCCGAGAUUCGCAGUUCAACGUCACUGUGUUCAAUCCCUUCUUCAUCUAUUUCGAUCAAUACGUGUUAGUGAGGACGACGAGUAUCCAGGCCAUCUGUCUUGCUGCUGCCGUCAUGAUGGUGGUUUCGCUUAUCUUCAUCCCGAAUCCCCUCUGCUCGCUGUGGGUCGCCUUCUCCAUCGUCUCCAUUGAGGUGGGCGUGGUGGGCUACAUGACGCUGUGGGGCGUGAACCUCGACUCCAUUUCCAUGAUCAACCUCAUCAUGUGCAUCGGCUUUAGCGUGGACUUCUCGGCCCAUAUUUCCUACGCUUAUCUGGCUGCCAAGGUCGACACGCCCGAGGAGAGGGUGCAGGAGUGCCUCUACGCUCUCGGCCUUCCUAUCCUGCAGGGCGGCUUGUCAACCAUCCUGGGCAUCACCACGCUCAUCCUCGCUCCGUCGUACAUCUUCAUCACCUUCUUCAAGACGGUGUUCUUGGUCAUCUUCUUCGGCGCCAUGCACGGCAUCUUCCUCCUGCCCGUGCUGCUCUCCUUGCUCGGCCCCGGCUCGUGCUCCAACCGCAAGAACAAGGAGAUCACUCCUCCAAUGAAGGGCAACGGCCAUCCCUUCUUCAUGCACGGCCAGGCCCUUCCCCCGCCCGGGUCGCACGACGCCAGCAGCCUGAAGAUCCCGCGGCCACACAGCAUGUCAGCCUCUCAGUCGGGGACUCCAGUGGCCCCGGUAGGCCUUGGUCGCUCCGGCGCCUUCCUGGCUCCCGCUACGCUUGCUUCCAACAAGGAUGAUGGCAACAGCCUGGAAAAGGACCUGGGACUAGGUACUUCCGGCGAGGAGUCGAGCGAGUCGAGCCUCAGCAAGGGCGCAGCCAACCGCCGCGGGGGCCCGGAUAUCAUCCCUGGCAGCGGAGGACGCCGCGGACUGCCCAUUCUAGAGGUUUACAGCAAUAAUGGAUAUAUCAGCGAUGACCUGGAAGCUGAGGAACGCCGCUCAGAAGAACGCCGCCUCGAUCACUACGGCGAAUGGGAAGACCCACGUCGCAGCUACCAGAACCACAGGCCUUCACCCGAGCGCUCGUCGUCCAUCCAUCGAAAUGAUUCCUCUGCACGUCCUGGGCAGCGCCAGGCUCGCCCGCGCUCCUCCGACACCCGGGAGCGAACUGAACUCAGGAGAGGUUCAUCGGCAACAAGGUCAUACGGAGCGCGUUCCUCUGCAGAUCCCCGCGGAAGGCACCGCGAUAACCAUUAACGACGUCACGCCCAAGUGACCACGUGCCAUGGCCAAGUGUACAGUGUACAUAGUGUAGUAUGAAUGGACAGGCCCAGCGCAGCUAGUCACUGGGCGAACACCCCCAAUCCCAUCUCUUAGUUCUCCCCAAGGGUUGUGUUUGUCACCCCGCGGAUUUGUGCCAUUCCGCCCACAUUUCGACCCUGCUGUGUUCUCAUUCAUCAACAUCAGAUAUGUAUGUUUGUCCUUGUCAAGGGGUGAAGCCCUUCCUUAUAUGAAAAUAAUUUCGUGUGUCUUGACAAACUGCACCGAAUAGCGGGGUCGGUGGAAAUAAAUCAUCUGUAUUUAUUUAAACGAACUUUAUUUUGUGUUGCAAAGGUACAUACAUUGUGGACAAGUGGACAACGACGCUGAACUAGCGUUGCAAGGGAUAGGGCAGACCACAGACACGCACAAUCUGCCACGCUAACAGUGCGGUGGUGUUUACCGGCCGGUCCACGAUGUAGCACAUAGUGAUUGGUAAUGACAAAUGCCAAAAGUUGCCAGAGCAGGUGUACUUAAUCUGAGGAAAUAAGUGAACAGUGAUUCUCGAGAAUAGUUUUUUUAGUGUGUAUGUAACUGCUGAACAAGAUAAAUUAACAUUUUGUACAAAUUUUCAUCGGAUAUAUUCCCGUUUUUGGAAGUGUCAGGUUCACAGUGUUUCCCAGAUUGCCAGUAUCAGUGGCAUGCUGGAGCUCAUUAUGGCUCAAUAGUAAUGUAAUCGUUUUAAAUAUCAUUUUAAUGUAAACUGUAUCAGUUACCACUUUGUCGACAAGUUUUUGAGUGAAAAUACAUUCCCAGACUUGAUGAACUCCAAACGUCAUAUGAUUGAAGUGUAGACUUUUACUAUUAUUCCAUUUUAUUUCAUUAACUGCAAUACUGAUAUUGUGUGAUAUAGGAAUGAAUCGUUAUUUUAUAAUACUUUUAUAAUGAAAAUUUGUUUUUAGAAAUAAGGUUUGAUAAGGUAGAUGCUCGCAGGACGUUGUCCUGAGAGGUAAAUGUAUAUAGUAUAAAUUUUAUUUCAGUUUUCGUCCAAAUUUAACAAAUUCUGUUUUAGGUAAAUCUCGCUCUCGCAUUAGAUUCACUUGGUUGGUUUUAUCAGGAAAGUGGUUUGUUUUCCUGCAUCAGAAUGCCUUACCAAAAGGUUAUACCAGUCGGGUCCAAACUCCUGCAGAGAAGUUGGAUCCUUCGACUCGUCCAGUGUUUAAGGCAUCCGAUUAACCAAGUUGGAUACCUUCUAUCACAUGGUACUUGAUGCAUGGAAACUAGCCCUUCGCAUGUAGUUUUUACAGGGAGAAUAGGGUCUCCUUAACAACUAGCUGAAAAAGGUAGUUGAUUUGCUGAGACCAGAGAGCUGCUCGUGGCAGAGAUGCUUCCCUGGCGGUUAUUUUAAAACUGUCGAAAUCCUGGUGGCCGACACGAUGCAUGUGCAUAGCCUGUCUAAAAAUGGUGAGCAGCAUUGUCAAAAGUGGUAGUUUCUGUGCUGAUAAUUUAUAUGAUGUAUAUAUAAAUGUUCACACAUUAAUUGCACUGUCCAUAUGCGCUGUAAAUAGCAUUGACAGACGACCGUGUUCAUGUUUAUUUUUCUUUAACCCUGUAGUGUUUCUGCACAUAACAAAGCAGAGACUUGAGAUUUCGAGAAAACGCCUUGCCUCGUGUAUAACGAUAAAUCGAUACUUGUUAAUGCCUCGACCAUUUAAUAUAUGUAUUUAUAGGCGAAGUCAUUGAAAAUGGAUAGACUUGAAAGAUUAGUUGAUUGCCGUAAGCAUACGAUGGAGUACUACAGAAGCGUCACCAGAUUCAGUAUUAUUAAGCCCCUCUACAUUUUACAUGUGCAAUGAUAAAAAAUGUCACUAAUAAACCCAGGUUUCUUAAU